Messenger RNA from Nicotiana attenuata, 2456 nucleotides. RefSeq names its product pentatricopeptide repeat-containing protein At5g14080. Gene Ontology annotation, molecular function: protein binding. Bases 318 to 2276 code for a protein of 652 amino acids. NCBI's taxonomy places the organism in Eukaryota, Viridiplantae, Streptophyta, Magnoliopsida, Solanales, Solanaceae. The record is from RefSeq and is a predicted model, not a curated record. The transcript is spliced from 2 exons.
ACGUUUGGGAGCUGUUAUGGCUUAUUGGCUUCCCUUGUCGUACUCGCGAAUGUGAACUUUUCCGCAACAAACUAUUCUGCGUCUGUUAUUGGUUCCACAACAACAACAACAAUACCUCUACUCCGGAGGAGUAGAGAGGCUGUUUCCGAACUGUAUAGCAGCAUGCAAACGAUUAUAUUGUAGUACUAAUGACGUUAUGAUUAUUUAGCUAUUUUACAGUUUCUGCGAUAUUAACCUUUGGUCUUUAAAAAGGAAAAAGCAUUCCAUCAAAACAUAAGGGUAAAGCGUUUAAGCGCACAGAAAACAGACCGUAUAAAAUGAUGAAACGAUCAGUGGGGGAAUUGGCAAGUGCAAUAAGCCGGGGUCUCAUCCACGGAUCAAAGCAAAGCAGCCCAAGUCAAACAUGGACUCCAGCGUUAGAGCAAACGCUGUACAGUCUCGGAUGUCGGGAAUCUCUCAGUCCAACACUCGUCGCCCGAGUCAUCGACCCUUUCCUUGUCCACCACCAUUCCCUUGCUCUUGGUUUCUUCAACUGGGCCUCUCAGCAACCUGGAUUCUCCCACGACUCCUCUACUUACCAUUCCAUUCUCAAGUCUCUUUGCAUUUCCCGUCAGUUCAAUACCCUUGAUAAGCUCUUUAAGCAGGUAAAAGCCCAGAAAAUCCGCCUUCAUCCUUCGCUUUAUCGUUCUGUCAUUGCUUCCCAGAUCAUUGGUAAGAAAUCCCACUUAGCAUUUUCCAUUUUCAGUGAGGUUCCUUCUUUGGCAUCAGAGAUUGGAUCCCAAACUUGUAAUUCACUUCUUGCUGCUCUGUCAUCGGAAGGGAACUAUAAAUGUGCUUUCCAGGUGUUCGACGAAAUGAAUCGCAGAGGUGUUCGAUUGAAUACUCUUGGUUUUGGUGUGUUUCUGUGGAGAUUCUGUGGAUUUAAUGGAUUGGAAAAGAGUUUGAGUUUGUUAGAUGAGGUGCGGAAGAUUGACUUUUCGGGGAUUAAUGGAUCCGUUGUUGCAGUUCUAGUCGUACAAGGGUUAUGCUCUGGGUCUAGGAUAGCUGAAGCUGUUUCUGCUUUUGAUGAAUUGAGGAUAAGGGAAUGUAAAUCUGAUUUUAUUGCUUAUAGCGUUGUUGCUGAAGCGUUGGGGAGUAUGCGAAACGUAGUUGACAGAGAGUUUGUUUUAAAGAAGAAGAGAAAACUAGGGGUGGCACCAAGGAAUAAUGAUUAUAAAGAUUUCAUCUUUGAUUUAAUUUCAGAGAGGCUGAUUUCCGAAGCUAAAGAGUUGGGCAAAGUAAUUGCAUCUGGGAACUUUCCAAUGGAUGAUGAUCUGCUCAAUGCUUUGAUAGGAUCGGUAUCAGCUAUUGAUCCUGGACUCGCCAUCUUCUUUUUAAACUUCAUGCUGGGUAGAGAAACGGAGCCUAAUCUUGUUACUGUGACAAAUUUAAGUGCAAACCUUUGUAAGCAUGGAAAGAUUGAUGAAUUGCUAGAAGUAUUUCAAAAGUUGUCUGCUAGAAACUAUUUUAGUGACACACAGAGCUAUAAUAUUAUGGUUUCAUUUUUGUGCAAGGCUGGUAAAGUUAGAGAAGCUUACGAGGUUCUUCGUGACAUGAGAAGAAAAGGUGCAGUUCCUGAUAUACAAUCUUACAAUCUCCUGCUAGAAGCUUGCUGUCGAGAGGAUCUACUACGACCAGCUAAACGGUUGUGGGAUGAGAUGUUCACAAAUGGGUGCCCUGGUAAUUUAGAGACGUAUAAUAUUCUUAUUCAGAAGUGUUCAGAAGAAGGUGAAAUUGAAGAUGCUUGUAGGCUUUUCAAUGACAUGACAGAGAAAGGAGUAGUACCUGAUGCUAUUAUAUACAAUUCAGUCCUUAAAGGGCUUUGUCAAGCAAAAAAUCUCAAAAUGGCUCUUGAAGUCUUCAACAAAUGUGCUAUGCAGGAUCCAACCGUUGCACGAUCCGUAUUGUGUACGUUCAUCCUCAGCCUCUGCAAGGAAGGUUAUUUGCUUCCUGCAAUGGAGUUACUUCGUGGCCAAAGCACUGAUAUUGCAUUUUUAGACUCCCAUCUGAUUUUUCUUAAAUUUUUAGCCGAUACUGGAGAAAUAAGUUUGGCUGUUGAACAUUUGAAGUGUAUUCAAGGCAAAUCUCCUUCGAUGCAUCAGGCACUGAGCAAUGAAAUAUUGGCAUCAAUCUCAUCUUCUUCAAAACCAGAUCAAAUUCUCAAGUUAUUUCAAGUUAUACAAGAAAACCGUCUCAAUUCUACUAAUGACUUGGGGAAAGAAAUGGCUUACAGAUGACAUACCACAUGUUUGUACAUUCAGAAUGCUCUAUAAAUGGGUCUUCACCAUAUGAUUAAUGCAGGAGGCAGCGGACACAUCAAUAUACAUAUGAGAAUACAGAACCGAGAACAAUAAUACAUAGAGAAUCUUUUUUUGGGUAAUACAUAACCAGGUCAAUUUAAAAGGCUUUUCCUUUCU